Biomphalaria glabrata is the source of this 1714-nucleotide messenger RNA. Its product is annotated as 46 kDa FK506-binding nuclear protein-like. Lineage: Eukaryota; Metazoa; Mollusca; Gastropoda; Planorbidae. Gene Ontology annotation, molecular function: peptidyl-prolyl cis-trans isomerase activity; macrolide binding. Bases 109 to 1416 code for a protein of 435 amino acids. Gene Ontology annotation, cellular component: nucleolus; chromatin. The record is from RefSeq and is a predicted model, not a curated record. The transcript has 14 exons.
CGAUCUAUACACCGUAAUCCGGUGACUAAAACUGCCGCAGUAUCAAGAAGACUACUUCCUUUUGAUUUGUGUGAACUUUUUGCGGGAGAGUGGUAGAUCGAGUUAAGCAUGGUUUUAAUAAGUGACUGCCAAAAAAUGUUUUGGGGUGUCACAAUCGAUGCUGGAAAGCGCUAUUCCCAGAUUGCUGAACAAGGCUUCCAUGUGUCAAUGGCAGCUCUGGAUGUCAGUUCAAAGAAACCAGCUGAAAAUGUACAGGUGAUGCUGCAACGGGAGUCUUCCGAAUAUCUUCUCUGUACACUUCACAGCAAUCUCCUACAGCAGCCACUGGAUCUGAACUUUGCUACUGGCGAAGAAGUCUCUUUCAGUCUCAACGGCUCAGGUGUUGUCCAUCUGACUGGAUAUUUAAUCGGUGAUGAUGAUGAUGAACCAAGUAUGGAGUUCUCAGACGAUGAUGAGCCACCCUCACUCAUUGAUUCCUCUGGAGAUAACCAGAUGUUGGCAGGUAUCAAAAGGAAGGCUAUUGGCUCACUCAAAGAUUCUAAAAGGAUGAAACUUCUGGAUGGGAUAGAUUCGGAUGAUUCUGAUGACGAUGAAGAUGAUGAAGAUUACAGUGAAGAAGAAGAAGGGUUUUCUGAUGAGGAUGAUUUUGAUGAAGAAUCAUUUGACGAGGAGGAGGAUAGUGAUGAAGAUUUAGAUGAAGAAGACAGUGAUGAAGAAGAGGAAUCCCCUAAAAAGAAAAACAAAGCUGACAAGACUCCAGCCAAGUCUCCGGCCAACACCCCAAGCUCACAGAAAGCAAAAAAACAGGAUGCCAAUAAAUCUAAACAAGAGGAGAAAACGCCGAAACAACAGAACGGAAAGGCCAAACAGAAAGGGGCAGCUACUCUGGCAACACCAAAAACACCAGAAACACCAGUGACACCUGGUGGUGAUGGGGAAGGAGAGAGUGCUAAGAAGAAGAAAAAAAAGAAGAAGAAGAAAAAUAAAGGGGACAACUCAGUGAAUGACAGUACAGCCAGCACUCCAGGCACACCUGCAGCAACCAAGACACCAGAGUCUACACCAUCAGCUACACCAAAGAAAAGGGUCGUGGCAGGCGGGACAGUUGUAGAAGACAUCAAGACGGGACAUGGUCCUGAGGCCAAGCCAGGAAAAAUGGUUUCUGUUUAUUACGUUGGAACAUUGGCCAAAAAUAACAAGCGCUUUGAUUCCUGCACUGAAGGGAAACCAUUCCGCUUCAGACUAAAUCAAGGGGAAGUCAUCAAAGGCUGGGAUGUUGGAUUGACUGGCAUGAAAGUUGGCGGCAAGAGAAAGAUAACAAUACCUCCAAACCAAGGAUACGGCAACAGUAAAGCCGGAGCCAUUCCACCAAAUUCAACUUUAGUUUUCGAAGUAGAACUCAAGGCUGUUAGUUAAAUGAAAGAAAUUUUUAUAAAAUCACAUUUUAAUUAUUUUUAUCAACAUUUAUGUCAAUUCAAUUUUUUAAUGUCAGCACUUUGCCUUGAAAUGUUUAUGUACAAAGUUUUAUUUUACUGUAGCCCAUAUUGUGUUCAUUUCAUAAUGCCGGGAAAAAAAAAAAUCAUUAUUCAUCAAUUUUGAGAAAGUACUGUUUUGAGAGAAGAAAUUUGUGUUUUAUUGGGUAUUUGUUAUGGAGACAUUUGUGUUUUAUUGGGCAUUUGUUAUGAAGACAAAUAAAUUUGUUUCUCUGUGCUUA